Arabidopsis lyrata subsp. lyrata is the source of this 1498-nucleotide messenger RNA. RefSeq lists its product as uncharacterized. The record is from RefSeq and is a predicted model, not a curated record. The transcript has 2 exons. The coding region runs from base 1 to 558 and encodes 185 amino acids. NCBI's taxonomy places the organism in Eukaryota, Viridiplantae, Streptophyta, Magnoliopsida, Brassicales, Brassicaceae.
AUGCAUUGUCUCUCUGCAAAAGUUUUAUUAGAAAAUUUCGAGAAGUUGAUAAAUCUCUUGAACUCGAGUAACAAUCCUUUCCCAUUUUUCCAAAAAGCUCGUGUUAGAGCCUCGUUAGCUUGGUCUUUUUUGUCUGAUCCAACCUCUAAGGCAAGGUACGAUAACGCUAUGUCCAACGAAGACAACCAAAGCGGUGACAUAACCAAUGAUAGUGGUCUUUGCGGAGAGGGUAGCAAAGGUGAAGUGGACACAAGAAAACGAAAGGCGGAUAGUCUCAGUUGUUAUGAUUUGCCAGCAUCAAAGUACUUUAAAAAGUUUAAGGAAACGGAAGAAAAUCCCUUGCCGCCGGCGGAGAAACAACUGGCUUCCUACAAUGUAGUUCCAUCGAAAGACACUUCCUCUGUCCCGGAGAAAGACAAUGUUGGUCCUGGACCUGACGAUGAGGUUAUAGUUAUUUCUGAUGACGAUGAUGAUGAAUACGAGCGCCGAACAUCGAAAGUACGCAUAGUUAAUGGAAGGAAACUGAAAUUUAUACCAUUGAAGAAGAAGCAAAAAUAAGGACAAGACUGCUGAAGAUACAGAUCUCGACAACAACGAGCUGAUGGACAUCAGGGAGCUGCUUUUUAAAUACAAUAAACUGAGGUUGUAAUUUCAUUUUUCUCUAUAUCUUUGUAUUACAUCUUCUUCUUUUAAUUUUUACUGUUAAAUUUUCUUGUCUUAAAUCUCAAACUUUUAUUAUUGUUACUUUUUAUUUCCUCUUGGCCAUUAGUUAUUUCAUUGUAAUCUCGUGCAUGCUUAUUUCUCAUUAAUAACCAUCCAUUUUGUUACUUUUAGUAUAUUCUCCUUCUUUCGGCAUAUCAACAUUCCCUCCAUUUUUUUACUUCUGCUUCUCUCUCUGUCGUCAUGGUUUUACUUCACGAUGUAACUCUCUCUGUUACAUCCUCUCUCAUCAAUCAAAAUUCAUCUCUUUAUUUUCCUCCAUUCUUCUAAACUUGGUCAAAGUAAAAGGCAUAUAAAUGUGUUAAUUUAUGGGCCUCAGCCAAUUCUCAUCAGGCCUAAAUCCUCUUUGAAGUUAUUACAGUUGGCCCAUCUCCUUACCUGCAAAAUGAAAUAGAGAGAAAGUUAGGGUUUGCAUAUAAAAGGUUAGUCGCUUGGUAUCCAAGAAAGAUUGAGGCGUAUCCUUUAAGUUCCAGAACAGAGAGGGAGAGAGUUGCACUGUUUAGAGUGUUGUGUAUUAGUUCGACAAAACAAAACAAAAAAAGUGUUGUGUUUUCUCGAUUGAUUUUUAGAAUGUUAUAGAGCAACCACUACAAAUGGAACUUUAAUGAGAGAUUGUUGAAAAUUGUUAAGUCAAUCUUGAACAAAUAAACUUUUGAACAAUACUUAUAAUUACUGCUAAACUUAUUAUUCAAAAUGAUUUAAUUUUUUGUAGAAAAUCUCUCAAUAUAGUCAAAACUUUAAAUAUAUUUGACUAUGAAAUGAAUAGAAAAUAUUUAAU